Molecule: messenger RNA, 2271 nt
Organism: Chironomus riparius
Lineage: Eukaryota; Metazoa; Arthropoda; Insecta; Diptera; Chironomidae
Source: the annotation of a GenBank genome assembly
AUGAUUGAUAAGACAUUUAGUUUGAAUCUUAGUAGUUUGAAUCCUAGUAGUUUGAAUCUUAGUAGUUUGAAUUCUAGUAGUUUGAAUCCUAGUAGUUUGAAUCCUAGUAGUUUGAAUCCUAGUAGUUUGAAUCCCAGUAGUUUGAAUCCUAGUAGUUUGAAUCCUAGUAGUUUGAAUCCUAGUAGUUUAAAUUCUAGUAGUUUGAAUCCUUAUAGUUUGAAUCUUAGUAGUUUGAAUCCUGGUAGUUUAAAUCUUAGUAGUUUGAAUCCUAGUAGUUUGAAUCUUAGUAGUUUGAAUCUUAAUAGUUUGAAUCUUAGUAGUCUGAAUCCAAGUAGUCUGAAUCCUAGGAGUUUGAAUCCCAGUAGUUUGAAUCCUAGUAGUUUGAAUCCUAGUAGUUUGAAUCCUAGUAGUUUGAAUCCUAGUAGUUUGAAUCCUAGUAGUUUGAAUCUUAGUAGUCUGAAUCCAAGUAGUUUGAAUCCUAGUAGUUUGAAUCCUAGUAGUUUGAAUCCUAGUAGUUUGAAUCCCAGUAGUUUGAAUCCUAGUAGUUUGAAUCCUAGUAGUUUGAAUCCUAGUAGUUUGAAUCUUAGUAGUCUGAAUCCAAGUAGUUUGAAUCCUAGGAGUUUGAAUCCCAGUAGGUUGAAUCCUAGUAGUUUGAAUCUUAGUAGUUUGAAUCCUAGUAGUUUAAAUCUUAGUAGUCUGAAUCCAAGUAGUUUGAAUCCUAGGAGUUUGAAUCCUAGUAGUUUGAAUCCUAGUAGUUUGAAUCCUAGUAGUUUGAAUCCUAGUAGUUUGAAUCUUAGUAGUCUGAAUCCAAGUAGUUUGAAUCCCAGUAGUUUGAAUCCUAGUAGUUUGAAUCCUAGUAGUUUGAAUCCUAGUAGUUUGAAUCCUAGUAGUUUGAAUCCUAGUAGUUUGAAUCUUAGUAGUCUGAAUCCAAGUAGUUUGAAUCCUAGGAGUUUGAAUCCCAGUAGUUUGAAUCCUAGUAGUUUGAAUCCUAGUAGUUUGAAUCCUAGUAGUUUGAAUCCUAGUAGUUUGAAUCCAAGUAGUUUGAAUCCUAGUAGUUUGAAUCCUAGUAGUUUGAAUCCUAGUAGUUUGAAUCCCAGUAGUUUGAAUCCUAGUAGUUUGAAUCCUAGUAGUUUGAAUCCUAGUAGUUUGAAUCUUAGUAGGUUGAAUCCAAGUAGUUUGAAUCCUAGGAGUUUGAAUCCCAGUAGGUUGAAUCCUAGUAGUUUGAAUCUUAGUAGUCUGAAUCCAAGUAGUUUGAAUCCUAGUAGUUUGAAUCCUAGUAGUUUGAAUCCUAGUAGUUUGAAUCUUAGUAGUCUGAAUCCAAGUAGUUUGAAUCCUAGUAGUUUGAAUCCCAGUAGUUUGAAUCCCAGUAGUUUGAAUCUUAGUAGUUUGAAUCUUAGUAGUUUGAAUCCUAGUAGUUUGAAUCCUAAUAGUUUGAAUCCUAAUAGUUUGAAUCCUAGUAGUUUGAAUCUUAGUAGUUUGAAUCCUAGUAGUUUGAAUCCUAGUAGUUUGAAUCCUAGUAGUUUGAAUCUUAGUAGUUUGAAUCCUAGUAGUUUGAAUCCUGGUAGUUUGAAUCCCAGUAGUUUGAAUCCUAGUAGUUUGAAUCCUAGUAGUUUGAAUCCCAGUAGUUUGAAUCCUAGUAGUUUGAAUCCUAGUAGUUUGAAUCCCAGUAGUUUGAAUCCUAGUAGUUUGAAUCCUAGUAGUUUGAAUCCCAGUAGUUUGAAUCCUAGUAGUUUGAAUCCUAGUAGUUUGAAUCCUAAUAGUUUGAAUCCUAGUAGUUUGAAUCCCAGUAGUUUGAAUCCUAGUAGUUUGAAUCUUAGUAGUUUGAAUCCUAAUAGUUUGAAUCCUAGUAGUUUGAAUCCUAGUAGUUUGAAUCCUAGUAGUUUGAAUCUUAGUAGUUUGACUCUUAGUAGUUUGAAUCCUAGUAGUUUGAAUCCUAGUAGUUUGAAUCUUAGUAGUUUAAAUCCUAGUAGUUUGAAUCCUAGUAGUUUGAAUCUUUCUAGUUUGAAUCCUAGUAGUUUGAAUCUUAGUAGUUUGAAUCCUAAUAGUUUGAAUCUUAGUAGUUUAAAUCCUAGUAGUUUGAAUCCUAGUAGUUUGAAUCCUAGGAGUUUGAAUCUUGGUAGUUUGAAUCUUAGUAGUUUGAAACCUAGUAUUUUGAAUCCUAGUAGUUUGAAUCCUAGGAGUUUGAAUCCUAGUAGUUCAAGGCCUCUAUUCUUCGCUUUCUCUACCUCAGCACGAUCUCUUGUCUUAAAAUCAUACCAGCAAUCUACAUGA